ACUGGCAUUGCUUUUCGAACUCUCGCGCGCGAAGGAUCUCUUGUAAAUCAUUGCAUCGGAUACACUCUCACAACGUGUCUUGUGUUAUUUUAUAACAACACAUCAAUGAACAAUUAUCCAUAUUAAUGGUUAUUAACUCAAUUCUGUUGUCACUAGACAUCAUAUUAUUAUCCAUGAUUUCCUGAAAAUAUUCACAUCAAUUAUUUACGCAUUAACUAGAUCAUUAUUCUGCUAGUUAUUUUAUUGUACCAACGACAACUUUUAGUGCUAAUUUAAACACGUUUUCAUUUAUUGUGACAUUAAUGCAAUUGACUCAUUAGAAGUGAAAUUAUCAUCCAGUGGCACUCAAUUAUUUCAAUCCUUUUUUGCCAAUAAAUAACUGGCCAUAUUUUGAUGCUCUUGAAGAUAAUAUUCUUUCUUUUGCUUCAAGAAAAUUAAGUCUCUGAAGAGCUGAGGAAUACGAAAAAAUUGUUAUUAAAGAUGUGGCGUUUUAUUUUUUGGCCAGUUCUUUUAAUAUUGGGUCUGUCAACAUUUCAAAUACACGUAGAAGCAUGCUCGUGUGCUUCACAGCAUCCACAAACUCAUUACUGUGAAGCAGACUUUGUUGUUGUUGUCAGAAUAAAAAAAUUCUCAGAGAUGAAUGAUCACGAAUCAGCAUACAAAGUGAAGAUUCACAAGAUUUUUAAGGCGACCUCAAAAGCUGAAGUAGCAUUAGAAGAGCAGUUAUUAUGGACUGCAUCAAUGGGUUCUAUGUGUGGACGAGAAAAUAUGAAACCGGGUGAAACUUGGGUUGUUACCGGACAAAUAAGUGGUGGUAAACCAAGGAUAUCCCUAUGCAAUUUAGCAAUGCGUUGGUCGGAAGUAACAGCCAGACAACGAAAAGGUUUUCGAGGAUUAUAUCACCGUGGGUGUGUGUGUCAGAUCGUUUACACACCGUGGUUAAGAAAAGGUGCUGUUUUUAAGACUGCUGGCAAACGUUGUUUAUGGGAAAGUGCACCUGGACCCUUUGACUGUCAAGAACAAUACGGAGUCUGUAUGCUCAGGUCAACAGGAUGCUUGUGGGAACUAUCACCAGCUUAUAAGAGAUGUAUCAUUCAACAUCAACGCCUCAGAGAACAACAAAGAGCUAGGGAACCGUGAUUUCAAUAAAAAAAAAAUUCCAUAUUUUAUUUCCUAUUAAAUGAGCAUGACUAUGUUAUCAAUAAAUUUUUAUAUUUUAAAUUAAUCUUUGACUAAGAUAAAUAUUUAAUAACAAUAUAUUUAUCUUUGUCGAAACGUAACAAUAUAAUAAUCAUACUGAAUUGUGUUACUUUUUACCGGAGAGAUUGACACCUGAUAAAUUUUAUUGAUUUUAAUGGAGGCUAUAGUAUUUCACUAAUAUAAGAAGCUCGUUUCGUAACAGGAGCUUUAAUCAUUGUUUGUAAAUAUGUUUUUGUCUAUUAUGAUAUUUUUUCAUGUAUAUUAAGGUAUAUUUAAAUUAUUUUAUCAUGUAAAAUAUAAAUUAAGAGAUUAA
Molecule: messenger RNA, 1513 nt
Organism: Chelonus insularis
Lineage: Eukaryota; Metazoa; Arthropoda; Insecta; Hymenoptera; Braconidae
Gene: Timp
Product: Tissue inhibitor of metalloproteases
Exons: 5
Coding region: 481-1140 (219 amino acids)
Biological process (GO): negative regulation of membrane protein ectodomain proteolysis; negative regulation of endopeptidase activity
Cellular component (GO): extracellular matrix
Molecular function (GO): protease binding; metalloendopeptidase inhibitor activity
Source: RefSeq, a predicted model, not a curated record